This is a messenger RNA of Engraulis encrasicolus (European anchovy), 1357 nucleotides long. It is a transcript of the gene ufd1l, whose product is annotated as ubiquitin recognition factor in ER associated degradation 1. Lineage: Eukaryota; Metazoa; Chordata; Actinopteri; Clupeiformes; Engraulidae. The transcript has 12 exons. The record is from RefSeq and is a predicted model, not a curated record. The coding region runs from base 116 to 1042 and encodes 308 amino acids. Gene Ontology annotation, molecular function: polyubiquitin modification-dependent protein binding. Gene Ontology annotation, cellular component: VCP-NPL4-UFD1 AAA ATPase complex.
ACUUCCCUUACAGCUGCACACUUGGACUUCCUGGAGAUGAGAUAGCAGUCUGUGAAAAAAAGCUGCAGUUGCUAUUGUUUUGGACUAUUACUUUAGUUACACAUAAUUUCCAGACAUGUUCUCCUUCAACAUGUUUGACCACCCGAUGCCCAGGGCCUUCCAAAACCGCUUCUCUACACAGUACCGUUGCUAUUCAGUGUCCAUGCUUGCGGGCCCCAACGACAGAUCUGAUGUGGAGAAGGGAGGAAAAAUCAUAAUGCCACCUUCUGCGCUGGAUCAAUUAAGUAGGCUAAACAUCACAUACCCAAUGUUGUUCAAACUCACCAACAAGAACUCAGACAGGAUGACCCACUGUGGAGUUCUGGAGUUUGUGGCUGAUGAGGGAAUCUGCUACCUGCCACACUGGAUGAUGCAGAACUUGCUGCUGGAGGAAGGGGGGCUGGUGCAGGUGGAGAGUGUUAACCUGAUGGUGGCCACGUACUCAAAGUUCCAGCCUCAAAGUCCAGACUUCCUCGACAUCACCAACCCCAAAGCAGUGUUGGAAAAUGCCCUGAGGAACUUUGCCUGUUUGACAACCGGUGAUGUGAUUGCCAUUAACUACAAUGAAAAGAUCUAUGAGCUCAGAGUUAUGGAAACAAAGCCUGACAAAGCGGUGUCAAUUAUCGAAUGUGACAUGAACGUGGAUUUCGAUGCUCCGCUGGGAUACAAAGAGCCAGAGAGACACUCGCAUCACCAUGAAGAACCUACGGAGGAAGACACAGAUCCCAGCAACUAUGAGAUGGAUCUUGGAUUCAGAGCCUUCACAGGAUCAGGCAACCGUCUGGAUGGGAAGUUGAAAGGCAUAGAGCCCAGCCCUGCCCCCAUUGACCCCAGUGACAUCAAGCGAGGGAUCCCCAACUACGAGUUCAAACUGGGUCGCAUCACCUUCAUCAGGAACUCCCGUCCUCAGGCACGCAGAAUGGAGGAGGAUGAUGCGGGAACCAGUUUUAUUGCAUUCUCAGGAGAAGGGCAAUCUCUACGUAAGAAAGGACGCAAGCCUUGAACAAACGGCAUGACAACACAUAAGUCAUUGAAAAUAAACAAAAGAGAAACAAAAUGGGUAUGGAUCCUGUUGCCCCCCCAUUACCAAUUGGGUAUUUUCCCCUGGGAUAUUAGCAGGUGAAGAUGUUUUUUGAGUGAGUGUUUUCUUGAGUGACUGUGACCACUUUCUUUUCUAUGCAGAAAUAAAAGUGUGCGCGCGUGUGUCGGGUGUACAUAAGGACAAUUAUUUCAAAUCAUUGGAUUAGCUCAAUUGUUUUGGUUUAUUUAUACUUUUAAUCAUUUAUGAUCUUCAAUAAAAUUGCCUCCGCCUGUAAUA